This is a messenger RNA of Toxotes jaculatrix (banded archerfish), 3919 nucleotides long. RefSeq names its product BSD domain containing 1 (gene bsdc1). The transcript has 11 exons. The coding region runs from base 16 to 1308 and encodes 430 amino acids. Gene Ontology annotation, cellular component: cytoplasm. Lineage: Eukaryota; Metazoa; Chordata; Actinopteri; Toxotidae. The record is from RefSeq and is a predicted model, not a curated record.
UGUCAUCGUCUGAAGAUGGCUGAAGGAGAAGGCUGGUGGGGAGGCUGGCUUCAGCAAAGCUUCCAGGCCGUCAAAGAAAAGUCAUCUGAGGCCUUAGAAUUCAUAAAGAGAGACCUGACAGAGUUCUCCACUGUGGUGCAGCAUGACACAGCCUGCUCAAUUGUGGCUACAGCCACUGCUGUCAGGAACAAACUCGCAGUGGAAGGUUCCUCUGAGACCACAGAAAAAGUGAAGAAGGGCCUCUCUAGUUUUUUGGGAGUCAUCACAGACACACUUGCUCCACCCCCUGAUAAAACCAUUGACUGUGAUGUCAUCACAUUGGUGGCGACUCCAGCAGGAACCACGGAGGUUUACGACAGUUCCAAGGCACGUCUCUACAGUUUGCAAGCUGACCCGGCUACAUACUGCAAUGAGCCUGAUGGUCCCCCAGAGCAGUUUGACAACUGGCUGUCCAGCUUCAGUUUGGAAGAUAAGAAAGGGGAAAUAUCAGAGCUUUUGGUCAACAGUCCCUCUAUACGAGCCCUUUACACCAAAAUGGUGCCAGCAGCUGUCGCCCAUUCAGAAUUUUGGCAGAGGUAUUUCUACAAAGUCUUCCAGUUGGAUCAGGAGGAGGCGAGGAGAGUGGCACUAAAGCAGAGAGCAGAACAGACGACACACACAGAGACCCUGGGCUGGGAGGAAGAAGAGGAAGAUGACUUCCUUUGCGCCUCGCCAUCAUCUCAACUCAACUUAACAUCCCCUCUGGACAACACUGCAACCCAGCUGGCCACGACCUCGACAACUCCCACGGGAACGGCUCUGCUCAGCCCCAUCCUGUCUCCAAGUGAAGAGCGUGAUGCCACCCUCUCAGUUAGCAGCGACAGCGUCAGCCUGCCGACGCAGGUGGAAGUGCGACCAGAGCCCGUCGUGCAGCUGGCCGAGAAACUGACAGAAGCUAGCUUGGAAGUUGUGGUAGGAAAGACACAGGCAGAGCAGAGGCCUGGAAAGAGUGACUUACCUUCUGAGGCUCAAGUGGAAGCUGUAACCCAGCCAGAGCUGACUGCUGAAGGGGCAUCGGUGAGGACCCCAGCUUCCAAACCAGAGGCAGCAAAGGAAGAGGGGCCGCAGGACCUGAGAGUGUUUGAGCUUAACUCUGACAGUGGAAAGUCUACGCCCUCUAACAAUGGCAAAAAAGGUUCCAGCACCGAUGUAAGUGAGGACUGGGAGAAAGACUUUGACCUGGACAUGACAGAGGAAGAAGUCCAACUGGCACUCUCAAAAAUCGAAGACUCUGGAGAGUUGGAUGAAGACUGGGAGAACUGGGACUGAGAGCCGCUGCAACACGAACUCUGUCCCACCAUUAAAGCUAGUUCUCGGCAGAUGAACCAUGCUAAACGUGUUUUAACUCUUUGUCCACACUGUCACCAUGUCAUGAUUGUCAGUAGGGGAUUUUUCUGGCGGGCUUGGACCAUAUUGGUAACCCUGUUGAAAAGAGCAACGGGAAGACCAAGGCAAUAAGAAUUAGACUGUGCCGUCAGCUGUCUGUUUAGUGCAGAUACGCCGCUAGCGAGGGUAAUGACUCAGGUCUCAGCUAUUUCUUGGAGUAGCUUCUGACUUAGAGCCUAUGACACUAGUAAUAGCCAGAGGUUGUAAUCAUUCUGACCUUAAAGCUUAAGGACACGCAGUGACGAGGCAGAAUGUGAAAUGUUUCACAGCAGCAGAGGAGAAGCUGUUUUCCCUUUUUCUUUAUGCCAUUAAAUACAUCAGUGUGUGUCGCGAGUGUAUUUCCAGUUGGGCAAUGACUUAACUGCAGGCUGCACAAUAGCCAUAAACUGUAAUGCUGCUUCUCACCUUUCUAAGAUGAAAUACUUUGCAGGUGAUUUUUUUGAAUGAUGGUGAUCGAUUUGAUUCUCCCUGUGCCCCGCUUUCUUUGUUUCUUUCUUUUUCUUUCUUUCCUUCUUUCUUUCUUUCGUUCUCGUCUUAAUUAUGCAAGUGAAUCUUCAAAAUGAAAGAGAAAAAUAAUAAUAUUUUGGCCUUUGUUCACCGAGCACUUUUCAUUUUUGGAUUUGCUCCCGUCUCUAGAUAUAUAUGGCCUUGUAAAACACACAGUAGUGUGACAGUGUUUUCCAAAUGCUUUUGUUUGUAGCCAGUCAUCUGAAACACAACCAGUUAAUGUUUCAUUAUUAGUUCUUUUGCCCCUCUCUUUGUCAUAUCGUGGUUGAUUUGAAUAUAUGAGCUUGUUGCAGGCCACAUGUUACUUUCUGUCAUGUUUAAAUGUUUCACUUCUGUCUGUCUUAUUUGGGUAGAGGGAAUUUAUGAAUUAUUAGUCAUUAAGAGAUAAGUCAUAUUUGACUUAAUAAAGAGAAUUCGAACUGGUCCUGGUGACAUGAUGCUGGAUUCUUUUGCUUUUGAGAUUGAGGGUAGCAUCUCUGUUAUUUACACAAACAGGAGCAAAUGACAAAUCUGUGAUGUUCCAGGUUUCUCUGGCGGCUCAUUGGGAACAAAAUAGCUCAGCAGGCAGUGUGCCAAGUAGACGGAUGAGCAGCACGAGCACGCUCCAUGCUUUUAUGAUUUCCUUUUCCGUCAUCUGUAAUGUAGCUGAGAAAAAACAUAAGCCUAGAGAUGUAAUAUUUAUACUAAAAUAAAUGCUUAAUUAUUGUAUUAUGUGCUUUGGAUUGCAUGUCUGUGCAAUAACAUUAUGCAAAACAUUGUGCAGAUAGUUACUGUUGAGUUGUACGUUUUCGUUUCGGUAAAGACAUUGGCUUGUUCUUCAGGUUUUUGUGUUCUGACAAUGUGUUGCAUGUCUAUAAUUCUCGGCUGUGUAUUACCUUUAGAUUCACACUUUGAACUAAUCAAAGUUGCUCUACACACACAUCUGUUUUCAAAGCUGUCGGAGUUCUUUUUUUAAGUCGAGUAUUUCACUAUAUUUUUCAAAUGAUCGUUGUCAUUAAAGGAUUCAUGCCUAAUGGACUUAGUGUUUUGCAUUACACAACAAUCCAGUUUGGCCAUUUUGCUGUGAGAGAGGAAAAGCCAGAGGUGUGUUUAAACCAGACUAGGCUACGAAAGCAUUAUAAUUAGCGGAGCACUGAGUAUCUUCAAUUACAGUGUGAGCACUGCGCAGGAAAUCACCACUCAUACCAGAACUGUUGGCUCAUACCACCACCUAAUGUGUGCUCAGCAACCAAGAUGUUUGGCUACUGUGUGGAAACAACAAGACGACUGAAUUUUUUUAGAAAAAGAGUGGAAUGUCACGGUGAAAGUAAACCCCUUUUUUUCCAAAAACAUUUAAAAUAACACACUUUUUAAAAUGUCUUUGGAGUAUUUUCUGGGAAAUUGGACUACCUGAGUUACUAGUAUCUGUGGCCUCUGACAGAAUUGUACAGCUGUAUGUGGGUGGGGAGUUUACAGGGGGACAGUGCUGUGAAGAGAAGAGUCACUUAUGUUUAGAGUGUAAUGUGAAUUCAUGGUAGUGUAUGAAUCCAUGGUUUGGGGAAGCAAUGUCUAACUUAGUUGUAAUGAUGAAACAUUUAAACAUACACUUUACCCCCCUAUCAACUUUUCCAAAUGUUCAUUGAAACUAAACUAAACUGAAAUAUGUUUAUGUUCAGACCCAGGACUCUGUUUUUAUACAGCUAAUCAUCAUGUGGAAAUAUUCUAGUUUUUUUUUUUUUUUGUGCAUCCUUCUAAACACAUUCCCCUAAAAUUCAGAGUGUCAGUUUUGGUAUCUUUGGAAACUCUGGGACUACCACCAGUGGUCAGUGAGGUUUAAACAAAUUUCCAAUGUGUAUGUGUCCAAGAUUCUUUCGGGAUUUCAUGGGAAGCUUUGGGGAGCUUUGUUCACAAAAGCAGUGUGUGCAUGUAAAAAAAAAAAAAAAAAAAUGUCUGCAGUGUAAAGAACUUGUCAGCUGAUGCCGCUGUUGCUCCAUUUAUGCAGCCCUAG